AUGAAGAAUUGCCAUAAAAUAUUUUGGCUCUAUUGUUCAUCUCGACGAAUACCAUGGCAAAAGCAAGUUACUCUUCCUCUGGUAUCACAUAUUUUCUUGGUUAUUAUUAUUUUCGUUGGUUCACGUACGUUUGUAAUGAAAUCAAGUCAUCCAGAAAUCAACAAAGACAACAACUCCAUUCAAAGACUAUUUUCCCGGAUAAUACCAUCAAAUAGUUUUGACUUGUUUUGGACGGUAUGGAAUUUAGACGAAGCAGCACUUCGUGAGCGUCGCUUAAUUGUCAUAGAUUCAAUCUUUAUUCAUCAUCCUCAAGCAACUGUCAUCAUGCUUUCAUCAACUCUCAACCGUAUAAAUUUAUUUGCAUCAUAUCGUUCCCGUGGUUAUCAAAUAUAUUGUGUUCAUAUCUCUCCUGAACGAUUGAUUCAAUGGAAAUGGUAUUUAAGUUUUCGAUCAAAAAAGUUUCUAACCCAUUUAAAUGCACCAUCAAAUACUAAUUCUUAUUUACAUAUGAAUGAUUAUGUCAAAGUUAUGUCUUUGUAUCUCUACGGUGGAACCUUUAUUGAUAUGGAUGUAAUUAUUUUACAACCAUUACCUGCGUAUGAAUUUAUUGGAUUAGAUCGAUUAGAUUCUGGUAACAAUUGCUCAUGGUGUUUGAAAAAUAGAUCAGGUCUCUAUAUGGCAACUAGUUUAAUGCGUUUUCGUUGUCAUCACACAUUGCUUCGUCAGAUUAUUUUAACUACGUUUAAUGUUCAAGUUUAUAAUGCAUAUUGUUUGGAUUGUACUGGAGCAAAAGCAUUUACAGAAAAUUUUAAUCGCUAUCAAGGUCAGAAUGGCAGUGGAUUGGCUAACUUUAAAAUACUUGAGCCAUAUCGUCUGUAUCCAUUUAUGUCGAAAGAAACAUCAGCAAUAUUUCAUAGCAUGCAAAACGAUUUAUCAUUACUAUCAGCUGAUUUGAUGAAGAAAAGUUAUGCACUUCCUUUUUUUGGUCAUAUCAGUGAUAAAUUUAUUAUAAAAAAUGAUUCUUUGAUGGGUAGUCUUAACAAUCAGUUGAAUCUUGGUAUUAUUCGACCAAAGAGUUCGUUUCAAGGCCAAACGAAUACAAGGACACGUUUGAUUCAUCGUCCGGUUUAUAUUUUUACUAAUCGAAAUCAAGGUCGAUUUCAUGGUCAUGAUGCUGUUUACUUAAAAUUAGAUUCCACAUUAGCUAGGAAAAAUAUUAAAUGGAAUCUCAAUAUUCAUGUAUCUCGUGGAAUGAUCAUUUAUUCAGAUAGAACUUCACUGGCGAAUCUUGGUCAAGCUCAAGUUAAUACAAUAUUAAACAAACUAGUAUAUAAACCAAAUGAAUCGACAUCUCUUGAUACAUUGUGUAUUCUUCUAAAAAGUGGUAAAAUAUCUAUCAAUUCUUCAUUGACUAUUCUUGUUUUUUCCAAAUGGGUUACAUUUCUCUUAAACACUAUUGAAACAAAUGGUAAUCAUACUGUAAUAGAAAGAAUGGUUACCAAUGUUGAAAAAUACUUUCCAAAUACAACUAUUCACAUUGCUAGUGAUUUAAAUCGUCUCUCUGGUGGUAAUUAUGAGUCUCUCUACUUAGAUUCGUCGAAUGCUGUUAAAAGAUACCGUUUAAGCAAAAAUGUAUUUAUUUUUAAUAUUCCAGAAGAAAAUAUACCGUCUACUUUUCAUGAUUAUUUCAUAAAUACAGUACCUACACCAUUCUUUUUGCUUGUGAAUGAUAAUUUCACAUUUGAAGAGUAUUCGCAUAUUGAUUUAUUAUUAGAAUUAAUUUAUACUUAUGAGCAUAUUGAUAUCAUUGCUGAGGAUGAGCCCGAUAACAGACAAGCAUUGAGUGAUUAUUCGACUCUAAUUCUUCGUGGCUAUCAAGCAAACGCAUCACAAAAUGGCUAUGCUCAAAGUCAAAGACUACUUGUUCAAUUAUCCGAUGAUAAGAAGUAUUUGGAUGAAACAAAUCCAUGUAAUCAAAUUGAUUUUAUACCAAAUGUGUUCAUGGGAAGAAAACGAUCAAUGGAUUCACUUCAUUGGUAUAAUUUUUUUAAAUCUGUUUAUGAUGAAAUGUUUUUCUCGCAGCUUUAUCGUGCUAAUCGAACUAUAUAUACUUGUCGAUAUAUUUAA
Messenger RNA from Rotaria socialis, 2127 nucleotides. Lineage: Eukaryota; Metazoa; Rotifera; Eurotatoria; Philodinida; Philodinidae. The record is from the annotation of a GenBank genome assembly.